CACCUGGAAUUAAAAGAAGCACCAUCUGUCAGAGGAAGUGUCCCCUUUCGACUCGGAUGGCUUCCAGGUUUGGCCAGAAGAGAGUUGGAAGAGGCUUGGAGUACUCGGACACCCAUGUGUCUAAAGAUCUCAGCUCCUCGAAUGAGCUCUCCCACAGCGCCUCCUGGUGGACUGAAAGAGGGGAGCCCCUAGAGCAAGGAGACCCCCUCAAAGAGCAUCUAAUGGAGAUGGAUGAGCAUGUGGCCAGGCUUCAGGACAUGCUGCGAUGCGAACGGACCAAAAGCACUCGUCUGCAGCUGCAUUGUAACCACCUGGAGGCCGAGCUUAGGCUUCGAGAGCAGCUCACCAGCAGACUGAAGGAGCGAGUCGCUCAGCAGACUGACCGACACCGAGAGAAAGGACCCUCGAUAGAGGUGCUGAACCUUCUGCCUGGAGGUCGAGGCAAACAAGGACAGCCGAUCAAAUCUUCCAGGUCCACUGCCAAAGGAGAAGAGGGCACGCUGCGUCUGAUGCUGGAGCGCAGAGAAGCAGAGCUCAGGGAGGCGAUGAAGCUGCGCCACAGUCUCACCACAUUACUCCAUUCUCUCAGAGUCGACAUGGAGCAUACCCUGUCCAACAUGGUGGAUGUUCAGGAGGAAGUCCAAAUGGAAGACAAAGGGCUGGAUCAAGCUGAGCGAGCGCUGGGUGACCAUGUAACAGGAGGCGUGGUUCAGAGUUGGAGGCAGGUGCAGAAGAGACUGGGCAACGUUCCAUCUGGAGGCCACUCUGGCGCCGAUACUGACGACAAGCUCCUCGCUCGACUAGAGGCCGAACUGAAGGGGAGCCAACAGCUCGUCCAAUUACAACAGCAGCUGCUGCAGGACAACCUUGCUUCGCCUGCCACCUCUGAACUGGCUGAUUCCUACUUUUUGGAAGAGUGGGAACGUCUUCAGGUGCGCUCGGCAGAGCUCGAUCAUCAGCGGCGGACUUUUGAAAGGGAGAGGCGGUCCUUCACCGACGCCGCCAUCCGACUGAGCCAUGAGCGCCGUGAUUUUGAGCAACAGAAGGCCUCUCUCCUGAAGCAGCAUUAUCUAUGCGACUCGCCUCUGUCUGGUAAAGGAGCCCCAAGAAGCAACAACAGCAGACGGAGCACAGCCCUCGGUUUCUCAAGUUUUAGGCCUGCUGGUAUAUCUGACUGUCUCCCCAGCACACCGUCUUCCACCCAGUCGGGGACAGCUACUCUUUCUGUAUCGCAUAAGGGAAGAUUUGGAGUUCAUACCCCAAGCACUCCUGAGCUGUACUCUGCCCUCAAUCUGCCAUACAACUGCAGGAAUGGGUCCGAACCACUGCUAUUACUCCCUCCUCUCUCCUCCCUCAGUAGCAGAGAGGUUGAUGACCAGUCAGAGACAUGGGACAGCCGAGUGGACGGGAUGGUGCACACACCAUGGGCUUCACACCUAGACUGGUCUUUUUAAAGCCAUUAUGAUGAUGGCAUCAAUCUUCUUGCAUCUUAUUUCCACAAAAAAAUUCGUGCUUUCUAUAAUAACAUUGUCUGUGAAUAAUGAAGUUAAUGUGUUUUUUUUAACCUCUUGGUUAAAUGAUAAGCCGUCAUGGAAUUAAUUUACACCGCUGAUGAUCAUUCACAAAUUAUCCAAUCAAAUAAUCUUUUGUCAUUUUUAUCUUAAUUUUUUGUCUGUGGUCUUUGUUUAAUAAAAAGGAUGAAAAGUCUUGACAACUGUAUGAAAUACCCCAAAUGUCCAGAAUCUUGAUGUAUUUGAUUCAACUCUCCUUUAAUUAAAGAUAUCUCCAAGAUUGUCCUGUUUUACCCACACAACAAAGCCAGCUCUUUAUUAUCCAUAGCUGAUUCAAACAUCAUAAUUAGUACUUUUGUAUCCUCUAGAUAUCAUCUGCCCUCAAUGCACCUUCUUAGAUGGAGUGUUACAUUUACGCAAGGCAUGUCUUCAAUCAUAACAUUCUGUGGUCAAGCGUGCUGCAUGUUAGUAUUAAAAACAUUUAGCUCAAAAUGCUGCUGCUAUAUUCUUCACUAAAGCUGUGUUCAGUAGUAAAGGAUACAGCUCCAAAUCUCUCAAAUCAAUUAUUGUAAUAACUGUAUUUAAAUACAUUUCCACAAUUCCAAACUAUGGUCUUGUGAAAUGUUGUUUAACCGAAUCUGUUGAUUAUCUCCCUAACCCAAAUAUUUAAUAUAUUAGUAUGUAUAUAUUAAAUAUAUUUAUAUAUGUAUAUAUUAGAAAAACCAACAAACACAAAUCGGUGGCAGCAAAAAGCGCAUGCAG
Pungitius pungitius (ninespine stickleback) is the source of this 2273-nucleotide messenger RNA. Its product is annotated as afadin- and alpha-actinin-binding protein. The coding region runs from base 57 to 1454 and encodes 465 amino acids. Gene Ontology annotation, cellular component: ciliary basal body; centriolar satellite. The record is from RefSeq and is a predicted model, not a curated record. Gene Ontology annotation, biological process: intraciliary transport involved in cilium assembly. The transcript has 13 exons. Lineage: Eukaryota; Metazoa; Chordata; Actinopteri; Perciformes; Gasterosteidae.